AUGGAUAACGCUGAGGCGAUUCUACUGGCUUUCGAAGCCUCGGCUGAUGAGCUGGUCAGCGCGAUCUGUGGUCGAGGGCUCAUAUUUGGACUUGACGAUGAAGUGUGCAGCACGUCCCACACCGAGGACUGCGAGCGAGAGCUGCAGAUUAAAGAGGAGGUGCAACAAGAAAGAGAACUCCAAGUGAUAAAGUGCUCUCCGUUAAGAGAGAAGCGGCGGGCGCAUGAUAAAAUCCUGAAGGCCAAGUCAAUUGAAGACCUCAGUGGAGCUGUACAAGUGUUCGAGAUCUCGACUGGACCAGCACCCACAUCUAUGGAACGAUCAAUUUCUGCACGACAAUCCAGACGCAAAGUGAUGCGAGAUGCUUGA
Messenger RNA from Phytophthora infestans T30-4, 369 nucleotides. RefSeq lists its product as uncharacterized. Bases 1 to 369 code for a protein of 122 amino acids. Lineage: Eukaryota; Oomycota; Peronosporomycetes; Peronosporales; Peronosporaceae. The record is from RefSeq and is a predicted model, not a curated record. The transcript has 2 exons.